Molecule: messenger RNA, 301 nt
Organism: Paramecium pentaurelia
Lineage: Eukaryota; Ciliophora; Oligohymenophorea; Peniculida; Parameciidae
Source: the annotation of a GenBank genome assembly
AUGAUUUAAUAAUAGUGCUUAAAUAAAUUAAAAGAUAAUAGAAUGAGAUACAACCGAGAUGCCAACAUAUAAUUAAAAUACGGAUUAGAUAUAAUAAAAUUAUUGAUUGUUAUGGAAAAAAGUCAAAGGCAAUAUCUUAAACUUAAUCAAUUCUAAUAGAUCUCUUAGUUUAAUUUUGAAAAUAAAGAAAUAAUAAUAAGUAUAAUAUAUCAUAUUUUAAGAUGGUAAAAGGAGCGAUGGAAUUACAUAAUUGAGGUUAUUUUCAUAGAGAUCUGAAACCAGUAAACUUUGUCUAUUUUGA